Messenger RNA from Sphenostylis stenocarpa, 402 nucleotides. Lineage: Eukaryota; Viridiplantae; Streptophyta; Magnoliopsida; Fabales; Fabaceae. The record is from the annotation of a GenBank genome assembly.
AUGAUGAAGCUUGUUCUUGUCUUGUUCUUUCUUGCUUCGGGACUGAGACUUUCGGUCUCAGAGUUCCAAUGUGAUUCUCUGGAAUGUCACGAUUACAGAAACUUGUCUUAUGGUUGUACUGAGGUAUAUGUUCUGAGAAUUUGGAAGAGUAGAUUUGAUCAGUGUCCUGUGGAUGGGUUUGAGAUACCUGGUGCAUGCCCUUAUACCAUUUGUUAUAUUGCCCUACUUAGGUAUGGUGCACCGGAUGAAUGGAAGCCUAAGGAAGUGAAAAUCUAUGACAUGGACUUCAAAUCACAUAACUCCUAUGGUUCCACUUUCUCCGGCCAAUCUUUAAGGUGGUCUGGUCUUUAUAUCUGCCACUGUUUUUUUAUCAAUUAUCCUAAGAACACUAAAGCUUUCUGA